GGGACAGCAUUAUAUUAGCUCUUGUACUAUUAUAUGAAUUUUACUGUCAAAUAUUUGUCAAACUAUGAAUUAAAUGCAUUGAAAUGACUGCUGGUAGAAUUAGUCCAGGAGAUUAGUAUGAAUUAUUUUUGUCCCAGAUACUUUUGGUGAGUAUGGUACGUUUUUAUGUUGCUCUCGAAACCGUUGUUUAAUUUUACCUAAACCCCCAAAAUCAAUUUGUAGGAAACAAAAUAUGGGUGAUAAAAUAAACGAAAUCUACUCCAGAGAAAAAACCAAAGGCCAUGGCUAUGUAGGACUCUAUUUCUUUAGUAGAAAAGCAUUCUUACCUCUGGAUCCUCUAUUAAUUAAAGACAUUUUAGGAAAAGAUUUUGCACAUUUCUAUGAUAGAGGAAUUUAUUACGACGAAGAAAACGAUCCUCUAAGCGCCCAUCUUUUCUCAAUCGCCGGACCAAAAUGGAAAAAUUUAAGAGCCAAAUUAACACCAGCUUAUUCACCGGUUAAGCUCAAACAUAUGUUUGACAUUAUUUUGAGUUGUGGUAGGCAAAUGUCUGAUGUAAUUGGGGAAAUUUCUGAGACUGAAGGUGAAGUUGAAAUAAAGGAGAUUCUUGCUAGAUAUAGUACUGACGUGAUAGGAUGUUGCGCUUUUGGCUUAGAGUGUAACACUAUGAGAAACCCUGAAGCUGAGUUCAGACAAAUGGGAAGACGAGCUUUCACACAAACAGUCGGUGAUGUCCUUAAGACGAUUAUCAUAAGAAGUUUUCCUUCACUGGCUAAGUGUCUGGGUCUUGGGAUUUUUUCAAGCACAGUUACUACUUUCUUCCGUAAAGUAGUAAGAGAAACCAUUACGUAUCGGGAAAUUAAUAACAUUCAAAGAAGAGAUUUUAUGCAAUUACUGGUGGAACUUAAAAAUAACGGGAAAAUCAGUGAAGACAAUUCAGACGAAAACAAGAUUAAUGAAGAACCAGGUACAGCUCUGACCAUCGACGAAGCUGCUGCACAAGCGUUUAUUUUCUUCUUGGCUGGCUUUGAGACCACGUCAACAACUACAAGUUUUGCCCUCUUCGAAAUGGCUUCAAAUUCGAAAAUUCAACAAAGAGCACGUGAGGAGGCACUUAAAGUUUUAUCCAAUCAUUUUGGCAAAAUAACUUACGAUGGACUUAUGGAGAUGAAGUAUUUGGAUACUGUAGUUAGCGAGACUCUCAGAAAAUACCCACCAGCUCCAGUAUUUCUCCGAAAAUGCACCAAACGGUACCCAAUACCCAAAACAAAAGCUUUCCUAGAAGAAGGUCAAUCAGUGCUAAUUCCUUGUAUUGGUUUACAAAGAGAUCCCGAAUACUUUCCAGAUCCGGAUCUAUUUGAUCCGGAACGAUUCAAUGAAAAAAAUAAAGAAAAUAUUGUAGAUGGAACAUUUAUUCCUUUUGGAUCCGGACCCAGAAAUUGCAUAGGAAUGAGAUUUGCAAUGAUCCAAUCAAAAAUUGCUUUAGUACUAUGUCUUGUGAAUUAUGAAUUCCGCCUAAGCAGCAGAACAAAGUUACCGCUCAAAAUGGAAACUAAAGGAAUCAUAUUAACUCCUAUUGGAGGGCUAUGGAUUAAAUUUGUAUCAAGAAAUAAAUAA
Molecule: messenger RNA, 1615 nt
Organism: Ceutorhynchus assimilis (cabbage seed weevil)
Lineage: Eukaryota; Metazoa; Arthropoda; Insecta; Coleoptera; Curculionidae
Source: the annotation of a GenBank genome assembly